AUGCAUGAUCGGAAAGUCAAGUGUAAAUUUUGUAACUCUGUAUGCUCUGGUGGGAUUUUCAGAUUCAAACACCACUUAGCUCGCACACGUAAUAAUGUCGCGCCUUGUGAUAAAGUUCCCGAAAAUGUUAGGCUCGAAUUUUGUCGGUUAUUGGAAGAGAAUGAUAUGGUAACAAAGAAAAAGAGAGGUGCAUUUUCAGCCAGUGAAGAUGAUGAGGUCUAUGAGAGGCAAGCAAGAGGAAAUAACUUGGAAAACAAUGUGACAAAAAAAGGAAAGGUUCAAAGCACAAUGAAUUCUAUUUUCAAGAAGGAAGAACGUGAAAGAGUUUGCCAACAAAUUGCAAGGUCACGACUAAUUUUCUUGUUGAAAGAGUUUACAAAAGGGAAAGAGCUCCUUAGGCCUGGAGCAACUAGAUUUGCCACAUCUUAUCUUACACUUGGUCGCUUGUUUGAGUUGAAAAGAUUUUGGUCAUCAGUUAUCACAUGCCUUAGGGCCGCGAAACCCUUAAUGAAGGUUCUUCGAUUGGUUGAUUCAGAUUCUAAACCAGCUAUGGGUUUCAUUUACCAAGCCAUGGUAAAUGCAAAGAAGGAAAUAGCAAACUUCAAAGAUAACCAAACAAGGUAUGAACCUAUUUAUGAUAUCAUUGAUGAUAGAUGGUAUAAUCAGAUGAAUAGGGCACAACAUGUGGCGGGUUAUUACUUGAACCCACAUAUGCAAUAUAGCGAUGAUUUUGAGAAUAAUGGUUGGAUCAAAAGUGGAUUGUACAUGUGCCUAGAAAGAAUAUGUGGUGCUGAUGAGAACCUACCGAAGACAAUUGAUUGUCAGUUUAUCAAUUCACGAAUGCAAGAGAUUACUGAAGAACCGUCUUCUAAUCAUGAUGUAAAUGAAGAUGAUGAUUUUCUUGAAAGGGCUAUAAGAGAUCAAUUGCGUGCGGAUGAUGGAAGAGAUUUAGGAGAAGAUAUUUUGGAUUUAGAAGAGGAAGAUAAUUUGGAUGCACAAUUUGUUAUCAGUCAUGAUCAAUCAUCUUCAAAUAUGAAUAUUGAUCAUUCAAUAGCAGUAAGUAAUUCUUGUUCAGAUUUGCAUUCAACUAUUAAUGAACAAUCACUUCAUGAUCAAUCAUCUUCAUGUAUGAAUAUUGAUCAUUCAAAUAGCAGUAAUUCCCGUUAUAGUUUUGAUUUUGAGCUCUACAAUACUGAAACUUUUAAGCUUGUUCCUUAUGAUAAGUUGAUACAUAAGAAGCCUUUCAAAGGAUUGUUGUUUGAUUCGUUGGACAUUGGUCUUGACUUUUACAAGACUUAUGGUCAAGAAUCUGAUUUUGAUGUGAAUAUGUCAAGUCAAAAAAGAUACAAUGAUGGCACAAUUCGUAUUAGAUAUUCGACAUGUAGUAGAUCUGGUUUCACGGAGUCAUUCAAGAAUGAAAAUAUUAAUGUGAAAUUUUCAGAUGUUAAGAGAAUGAGAAAUUCUUCUAAGAAGAACGGAUGCCCUGCUGUUUCAAAGUUCAAGAAUCUCCGAUGUUCGUUAAUAUGA
Messenger RNA from Lactuca virosa, 1527 nucleotides. Lineage: Eukaryota; Viridiplantae; Streptophyta; Magnoliopsida; Asterales; Asteraceae. The record is from the annotation of a GenBank genome assembly.